Messenger RNA from Odobenus rosmarus divergens (Pacific walrus), 1779 nucleotides. RefSeq names its product potassium inwardly-rectifying channel, subfamily J, member 16 (gene KCNJ16). Gene Ontology annotation, molecular function: inward rectifier potassium channel activity. Gene Ontology annotation, cellular component: plasma membrane. The record is from RefSeq and is a predicted model, not a curated record. The coding region runs from base 1 to 1260 and encodes 419 amino acids. Gene Ontology annotation, biological process: regulation of monoatomic ion transmembrane transport; potassium ion import across plasma membrane. NCBI's taxonomy places the organism in Eukaryota, Metazoa, Chordata, Mammalia, Carnivora, Odobenidae. The transcript has a single exon.
AUGAGCUAUUACGGCAGCAGCUAUCCAAUUGUAAACGUGAACCCCAAAUACCCGGGCUACCCCCCAGAGCACAUCCUAGCUGAGAAGAGAAGAGCCAGAAGACGUCUGCUCCACAAAGAUGGUAGCUGCAAUGUGUACUUCAAGCACAUUUUUGGAGAGUGGGGGAGUUAUGUGGUUGACAUUUUCACUACUCUUGUAGAUACCAAGUGGCGCCAUAUGUUUGUGAUAUUUUCUUUAUCUUAUAUUCUCUCUUGGUUGAUAUUUGGCUCUAUCUUUUGGCUAAUUGCCUUUCAUCAUGGCGAUCUGUUAAAUGAUCCAGACAUUACGCCUUGUGUUGACAACGUCCAUUCCUUUACAGGGGCGUUUUUAUUCUCCCUUGAGACCCAGACAACCAUAGGUUAUGGUUACCGCUGUGUCACUGAAGAAUGCUCCGUGGCAGUGCUCAUGGUGAUCCUUCAGUCCAUCCUGAGCUGCAUCAUAAACACCUUCAUCAUUGGAGCUGCCUUGGCCAAAAUGGCAACUGCUCGAAAGAGAGCUCAAACCAUUCGCUUUAGCUAUUUUGCCCUCAUAGGCAUGAGAGAUGGGAAGCUUUGCCUCAUGUGGCGCAUUGGUGAUUUCCGGCCAAACCAUGUGGUAGAAGGCACAGUGAGAGCCCAACUUCUCCGCUACGCUGAAGACAGUGAAGGGCGGAUGACGAUGGCAUUCAAAGACCUAAAGUUGGUCAACGACCAGAUCAUCCUUGUCACACCAGUAACUAUUGUUCAUGAAAUUGACCACGAGAGCCCUCUGUAUGCCCUUGACCGAAAAGCAGUGGCCAAAGAUAACUUUGAGAUUUUGGUGACAUUUAUCUAUACUGGUGAUUCCACGGGCACUUCUCACCAAUCCAGAAGUUCCUAUGUUCCCCGAGAAAUUCUCUGGGGCCAUAGGUUUAAUGAUGUCCUGGAAGUUAAGAGAAAGUACUACAAAGUGAACUGCUUACAGUUUGAGGGGAGUGUUGAGGUAUACGCUCCCUUUUGCAGUGCCAAACAACUGGACUGGAAAGACCAGCAGCUCCACAACACGGACAAAGCCCCUCCAGUCCGAGGAUCUGGCACGUCAGACACCACGGUCAGAAGAAGGUCGUUUAGUGCGGUUGCCAUUGUCAGCAGCUGUGAAAACCCAGAGGAGACCACCACCUCCACCACGGACGAGUGUAAGGAAGCCCCCUAUCAGAAAGCUGUCUUGACUUUAAAUAGAAUCUCUGUAGAAUCCCAAAUGUAGUUCAAAUUGUGAUAACCAGGGUUACCCUGCAAUCAUUUUACUCUGUAGCCAGUCACCUUAAGGCAAGUAGUUAUAAGCAGGGCUUUUAAGGAAUGGUAUAGCUGCAUUCGAUGGUGAUAGGGGAGAAGAAGAGCAGGUUAAAUCUGGUAAAAGAUCAUCGAAAAAUUACAUAGUAUCCAAUUGUGUAAACUUUUAUUUAUUUAUUUUUUUUGUGUGCUAGCAAAUUUGGUAUUAGGGAUGCUAUUAAGAGCCUAACUGAUUAAUUUAAAUUUCAUCUCCUUGUCUUAUAUCACACACUUGCAUCUUCAAUUGGAGGUGUCAUAUUCAGUGAUGGAGAACAAAGGUAGGAUACUGACAUAAAUAAAAAUAGGAAGACAGGCAGCCAGCAUGAGUAACAAAUUUUUAAAUGUAUCAACAUUGAUAGCAGUUUCCUAGGAAAACAUUAUGUCAUCUAACCAAGAUAUGCAAGAUAUGCAUGCAGUAGAUUAUAACAUUGAGAUAUUUAACUGAAAUCACCUG